Molecule: messenger RNA, 1722 nt
Organism: Hansenula ciferrii
Lineage: Eukaryota; Fungi; Ascomycota; Saccharomycetes; Phaffomycetales; Wickerhamomycetaceae
Product: bifunctional fructose-2,6-bisphosphate 2-phosphatase/6-phosphofructo-2-kinase
Exons: 1
Coding region: 1-1722 (573 amino acids)
Biological process (GO): fructose 2,6-bisphosphate metabolic process; fructose metabolic process
Cellular component (GO): cytosol
Molecular function (GO): ATP binding; 6-phosphofructo-2-kinase activity; fructose-2,6-bisphosphate 2-phosphatase activity
Source: RefSeq, a predicted model, not a curated record
AUGUCUGCUAUUGAUUCAGAUGAUGAUAUUCAAUCAUCAACACAAAUUCAACAACCAAAAUUACCAGGAAAUUAUUCUGCAAGAAUUUCAGAUCGUUGGUCACAACAAAAUCGUAGAGAUUCAAUAAAUUCUACAACAAUUGAUGGUGUUCAUUCAAAAUUAUCUUUGGAUCAUAUUUUCCCUGCUCAAUUAUAUUCAACUGAAUCUGGUCGUUUAUUCCAUGCUGGUCAAGUUUUGAUUGUUCUUGUUGGAUUACCUGCUAGAGGUAAAACUCAUUUAGCUGUUUCUAUUACUCGUUAUUUAAGAUGGUUAGGUGUUAAGACUCAUCCAUUCCAUGUUGGUGAUUAUAGAAGAGCUGUUUAUAAAAAUUUUGAAGAUGAUAUACCACAAGAUUAUUUUAGUGCAGUACCGAAAACUGAAAUUGGUAUCAAAUUAAGACAAAAAGUUCUUAAGGAUUGUCUUGAUGGUAUUUCAAAUUUUUUUGAAAUUGAAAAAGGUCAAGUUGCAAUUUAUGAUGCAUUAAAUGCCUUACCAAAAGAUCGUUUAGAUUUACAAAAUGAAUUUGGCUCAAAGGGGAUAAAAGUAUUAUUUAUUGAAUCUAUUGUUGAUGAUGAUGAAUUAUUAGCAAGAAAUGUUGCAAACGCUGCAAGUUCUCCUGAUUAUAUUGGUUGGAAUCCAAAACAAGCUAAAGAAGAUUAUAUUAAUAGAAUUAAAACUAAUGCACCAAUUUAUAUUAAGAUGAAUGAAGGUAAUGAAGAUGAAUCAGCAUUAAGUUUUAUUAAAUUUAUUAAUUUUGGUGAUCGAUUAAUCAUGAAUAAUAGUCAAUAUGGUUAUUUAAUUAAUAGAAUUGUGUUUUUCUUAAUGAAUUCCAAAAUUAAAAAUGGUUGUGUUUAUUUUGCAAGAUGUGGUAAAUCUGAUUUAGAUAAAUAUAUUGAUGAUGAAGAAUUAAAUAAAUCAGGUUUAGAAUUUUCAGAAAAAUUAAGUUCAAAAUUAUUAAAUCAUGUUUCCAAAAGAAAAAAAUUAGAGAAAAAACCUUCAUUUGUUAAUGUUGUUAUGGCUGGUGGGAAUCAUAAUUUGUUAGGUCAAUCAGGUACAACAAAUAAACAAUCAAUACAUCCACCUUUCCUUAGUGCUUACACAAAUUCUCAUUCAAAUUUGAAUUCAAAUUUCAAUUCAAAUACAAAUUCUGCAAAUCAAAGUACAGAUAAUUUAAAUAUAAAACAUAAAAUUAGACAACCACCAACUGCAGAUGGAUCAAGUGAAGAUUCAUUUGUUGUUUGGACUGCAACAAGGAAAAGAACUUCAUCAACUGCAAAUCCAUUCCGUCAAAAGGGAAUUACAGUUCGUGAACGUUAUCAAUUAAAUCAAUUAAAUCCAGGUGAAGUUGCAGAUAUGACACAAGAUGAAAUUAAAUCACAAUUCCCAGAUGAAUAUGAACAAGAUUUAAAUGAUCCUUAUCAUCAUCGUUAUCCAAGAGCUGAAUCUUAUCAUGAUUUAGCUGUUAGAAUGGAACCAUUAUUAUUAGAAAUGGAAAGAAUGAGUGGUGAUAUUCUGAUUAUCGCUCAUGAAUCUGUUCUUGCAGUGUUGUAUGGUUAUUUAAUGGCUUGUUCUUGUUAUGAUAUACCUUCUUUAAAAUUCCCAAGAAAUGAAAUUGUGGAAAUUAGUUAUACACCUUAUGAAAAUGUUGCAAGAAGAAUUGUUAUGGAUGAUGUUGAACCAUAA